Aspergillus nidulans FGSC A4 is the source of this 821-nucleotide messenger RNA. RefSeq names its product DUF5315 domain-containing protein. The record is from RefSeq and is a predicted model, not a curated record. Lineage: Eukaryota; Fungi; Ascomycota; Eurotiomycetes; Eurotiales; Aspergillaceae. The transcript has a single exon. The coding region runs from base 63 to 821 and encodes 252 amino acids.
GAAUUUGUUAUUGGGAGAAUGUGAGAAGCUUGCUGCAAAUUGUCCAGCUGCCUUCCGUAUUCAUGGACACCCAUCCUCCCCCUGACUCUUUGAGAAAAGUGAGCUCCCAGCGUCUGCCUCCUCCGGCCCUUUUUCAGGGUCCGCCGUCCCACAAUGCAUCGAAUCUAUCGCUUCAACCGCCCGUACCUUCGGUAGUUACUACUGGAGGUGAUCAAAAUGGGUCGCAAAUCCCUCUGUUGCAUCGCAGGCGCUCUUCACCAAAGCCUCUCGACGCACCUGGUCUCUCUCCGUUUUUGUCCCGCACUCAGUCUAGGGGUGAGGUAGAUGGCUCCGAUGCGCUCUGGGAGGAAAUGCAGAGCGCCCUUUCUGACGUGGAAGUCAGCGCGGCUGUCCGGGGACAUGUAUUUGGGGAGAAGCAUUCCGAAGCACUCGAGAAUCUGCGAAUGAAACAUAUACGGCUUGCGCAGGCAUGGGGGCGGGAUGAAACCGAGGAUGACGGCGUCAGUCGCAAUGCUGCUAUGGCAGAGCCACCAUCUUUGAGGCGAGACUCGCGGGCUGCUGCCGAUAUGCCCGUUGAGGUGGAUGAAUCACCUAAGAAUCUGGACGAAGAAACGGAGAAAGACAUCCAGCUUGCGCGGGAAAGGCGAGAAGCAAACGAUCGGUAUUUUGAGCGAGUCAAUCAUAGCGUGUUGGACGUUGUAGCAAAGCUGGAGGACAUAGCUCAAGCUAUGCGUGCAAUGGAAGCCGAAAGCAAGGACAUUUGGAAUGAAGAUGACAGUUUAAGCACGUCUACACAGGCCACUGUCAAUACAGCUGGUUGA